GCAAAGGUACAUGGUCGUCGAACUCGUGGAACUCCUUUCGGCUACGCAAUCCUGAGAACCCAGGGGAAAACUGUACUACUGCCCAUCCACUUUCCCGACCAGCUAGGAGAACGACGUUCAGGAGAUAUGAACUACCGACUGCGUGGCGCAUUUGCUCCCUAA
Pelobates cultripes (western spadefoot toad) is the source of this 162-nucleotide messenger RNA. The record is from the annotation of a GenBank genome assembly. Lineage: Eukaryota; Metazoa; Chordata; Amphibia; Anura; Pelobatidae.